AUGGUGCCGAUAGCCAUCCGUAGAGCAAGUUGCAAUGCUCAGUUCUAUGCGUAUCGUUACACGUACAACUGGGGAUCGUCUCUCUCCUCUAUCCUCUCUCUCUCUCUCUUUCUUUCUCUCUCUGUGUCUGUGUGUGUGUCUCUCUCUCUCUCUGACAUAUCUGUCCCUUUUCUAAUCUUUAUCUGUUUUCUUUCUUUCUUUCUUUCUUUCUUUCUUUCUUUCUUUCUUUCUCCUCCGUCUUUCUUUCACUUUUCCGAUUCCCUCUGUCUUUUUUUCUUUCUUUCUUUCUUUCUUUCUUUCUUUCUUUCUUUUCUGAUUCCCUCAAUCUUUUUCUUUCUUUCUUUCUUUCUUUGUUUCUUUCUUUGUUUCUUUCUGUCUUUCUUUCUAUUCCUUCCACUUUUCCGAUUCUCUCUGUCUUUUUCUUUCUUUCUUUCUUUCUUUCUUUCUUUCUUUCUUUCUUUCUUUCUUUCUUUCUAUUCCUUCCACUUUUCCGAUUUCCUCUGUCUUUUUCUUUCUUUCUUUGUUUCUCUCUUUGUUUCUUUCUUUCUUUCUUUCUAUUCUUUCCACUUCUCCGAUUCCCUCUGUAUUUUUCUUUCUUUCUUUCUUUCUUUCUUUCUUUCUUUCUUUCUUUCUUUCUUUCUAUUCCUUCCACUUUUCCGAUUCCCUCUGUCUUCUUUCUUUCUUUAUUUCUUUCUUUCUUUCUUUCUUUCUUUCUUCUCCUCUUCUUCUUCAAUCUCUAUUUUCCUUUGUAUUUUCUUGUUUUUUCAUCUCUCUAUUUGUUUCUUUCUCUACAUUUCCCUUUCUUUCUUUUCCCUCUUCCUUUUUUCCCCUGUAUAUUUCUACCUCUCUUUCUAUUCCUUUACUCUUUUCUGUCGCUUUCAUUCUCUACAUGUAUCUUUCUUUCUUUUCCUUUCUCCCUCUUUCAUUCCCUCUUCCUUUUUAUUUCAUAUUUGGUUUCUUUUUCAAUCUCUCUCUCCCCCUCCCUGUAUUUUUAUGUUCUUUUUACAUCUCUCUCUCUCUCUUUCUCCCUCUCUCGCUUUCUCUAUCUUUUCCAAAUAA
Messenger RNA from Acanthosepion pharaonis, 1059 nucleotides. NCBI's taxonomy places the organism in Eukaryota, Metazoa, Mollusca, Cephalopoda, Sepiida, Sepiidae. The record is from the annotation of a GenBank genome assembly.